Molecule: messenger RNA, 495 nt
Organism: Eublepharis macularius
Lineage: Eukaryota; Metazoa; Chordata; Lepidosauria; Squamata; Eublepharidae
Gene: FAM163A
Product: family with sequence similarity 163 member A
Exons: 2
Coding region: 1-495 (164 amino acids)
Source: RefSeq, a predicted model, not a curated record
AUGACAGCAGGAACUGUUGUGAUCACUGGCGGAAUACUAGCAACAGUUAUCUUGCUGUGUAUUAUUGCUGUUCUCUGCUACUGUAGGCUACAGUAUUAUUGCUGCAAGAAAGAUGAAUCCGAUGAAGAGGAAGAGGAGGAGGAAGAGGAGGAAGAGGAGGCUGACUUUCCCUCUCACUCACACUAUGCCAUGUGCAAUGCUUGCAACUCUCGUAUCAUGGACGGCCAAGGCAACUUCUCCUUUCCACCCCAUGAGCUUAACAAACAGGGCAAUCGGAACUAUUGCCCAACCUGUUCCCCCUAUAGCUCCCCCUUUUACAUACGGACCGCUGACAUGGUGCGGAACGGGGGUGAGAGGAUCACCUACAUGCCUACAUGCUGCAAGGAAAUGGGGAUGCCCAUCAAAAUGGCGAGCCUCCAGAGUUACCCGGUGACCCACCACUGCAUCAUACAUGAGACCUUUCCAAACCCGAGGGCUUUUAGUACAGAAGUAUGA